AUGUCUCCAGUCAGUAAACACCAUGAAUACGAAGCAGGCGAAAUCGAUGAUGAAAGCAAACCAUUCAACAGAAAGCGUAGCGUAGACCAGGUUUACAAUCGACAACGUAGCUCUGCUACUUCAUCAUCUGCAGCAACACAGGAGGACGACCCAUUUGCCGAAUACGAGCGAUUAUCCCGCAGUAAAAGAAGGGAUGGAAGUCGUGAGCACUAUUCACAUCACUCGGAAUCGAGAAGGAGACACUCGCGUGAUUUUGAAAGUAAUAGUAACAAUAAGGAUAAAAGAGAAAACUCACAUGUAUCCUAUCCUGGUGAUAAUUACAAUAGUAAAAGAUCCAGAUCGCCUUCCAAGUCUACUGCUAACAGCAGCAGCAGUGCGAGUAGAAGGUAUGCUACUACCAUAGAAGAUCCAGAGACAGUCAAGAGUCAAAUACCCAAGAGAGAGCAGGAAAAGAAGGAAGAGGAGCCCCCUAUCAUUGAUUUUGAAAUUGAAGAUGAAGAUGAAAAGAAAAAGGAAGAAGAUAGACUGAUUGAAGAGCGCAGAAAGCGAAGACAGGCAAUUUUGAAUAGAUACAAGGAAAGCCCUGCAACUUCCUCGCCUAACACGCCUACCUUGCCAACACCCUCUUCGCCCAUUCAAAUCACCAAGGAACGUGCAGCAACGCCAGUUGCAAGCAGCGAUGUCAUUAUGCAAGAAGCGCCACAAGACAAGGCGAGUGAAUCCCCUCAACAUAUAUCGGCUGCUGACUAUGACCCUGCCAUGGACAAAGACCUUCAUCAUUCCGAAUCACAGACUGAUCUUCUUCGAAAGAAGGACUUGCAAGAGCCUGGUGUAGACAGCCAUGCCGACAUGCUUGCAUCUGAUUACACUGAGAAAUUGGAAGAACAGCCAAAACCGACAACGACAACUGAAAUUGACAUGUUUUCUGACAAUUUGGACAUGUUCGCUGCUACAGAUAUCACCACUGGCCAAAACGCUUUAAUGACACACGCAACUACAGCUGCCACCAACCCUAAUCUCAUAGACAAUUGGGAUGAUCCUGAGGGCUAUUAUAGUACGCGCAUUGGAGAAGUGCUAGAUGGCAGAUACCAAGUACUGGCUAAUCUGGGUCGCGGUGUCUUUAGUUCAGUUGUCAAGGCCAAGGAUCAAGAGACGAAUGAGGAUGUCGCUAUCAAGUUGAUCCGUAACAAUGAGACCAUGUACAAAGCAGGACAAAAAGAAUUGACCUUUCUCAAGAAACUAAUGGACGCAGACCCAGACAACAAAAAGCAUGUUAUUCGCUUGCAAAGACACUUUGAGCAUCGAUCUCAUUUGUGCUUGGUAUUUGAAACACUAAGUAUGAAUUUACGUGAUGUACUCAAAAAGUAUGGUAAAGAUGUAGGCAUCAGUAUCAAAGCUGUUCGUGUGUAUGCUCAGCAGCUGUUCUUGAGUCUGUCCUUGCUGAAAAAGUGCAGUAUACUCCAUGCUGAUAUCAAGCCAGACAACAUCCUCGUCUCUGAAAACAGAAACACGCUGAAACUGUGUGAUUUGGGUUCUGCGUCUGAUGCCAGCGACAAUACUAUCACCCCUUACCUGGUCUCUCGCUUCUACCGUGCACCUGAAAUCAUGCUGGGUCUCCACUACGACUACGCUAUUGAUAUCUGGUCCUCUGCUUGUACCUUGUAUGAGCUGUUUACUGGCAAAAUUCUGUUUCCUGGUAGAAGCAAUAACCAAAUGCUGAAGCACAUCAUGGAACUCAAAGGCCGUUUCCCCAACAAACUGUUGCGUAAGGCGCAAUUCACAUCAGACCACUUUGAUGAAGACUUCAACUUCAUGUCAGUUGAGGUGGACCGUAUUACCAAGAAUGAAGUUGUCAAGAAAAUGACCAUACUGAAGCCUAUUCGUGAUGUCAAGGCGCGUAUAUUAGCUGCUACGACGCCCAAUAUGCCUGAUGAGGAGACCCGUCUGGUCAUGGCGUUCAUUGACUUGUUGGAUAAAUGUUUGGUGCUUAGUCCUGACAAACGUAUGACUCCACAUGAAGCGCUGGUGCAUCCUUUCAUUACUGGUAAGGUCUGA
Mucor velutinosus is the source of this 2055-nucleotide messenger RNA. RefSeq names its product kti12, chromatin associated (gene KTI12). The record is from RefSeq and is a predicted model, not a curated record. The transcript has 4 exons. Gene Ontology annotation, biological process: peptidyl-serine phosphorylation; peptidyl-threonine phosphorylation; mRNA cis splicing, via spliceosome. The coding region runs from base 1 to 2055 and encodes 684 amino acids. Gene Ontology annotation, molecular function: ATP binding; protein serine/threonine kinase activity. Lineage: Eukaryota; Fungi; Mucoromycota; Mucoromycetes; Mucorales; Mucoraceae.